AUGCGACCUUUCGUGUCCAGUUCUUCUGCAGAACGUGGGGGCUCGUCCUCGCUGUCGGGUGUGGUUUACCCUUUCUUUGCUGAGCGGCAGUCCGCCAUGUGGGCGGGCCACCGCAGGCGGUCGUCCAGUGCGCCUGGGGGUGGGCAGCCCUGGGCUGCUGUAAACGCUGCUGCUGUGGGCAUCCUUCAGGCCUUCACCUACCUUGGCUUCUCCACAGAAGCAGCAAGCGCCACAGGCAGGCCCAAGGCCACGGGGCUCCGGUCCAAACGGCCGCUCCCUGCUAUUCGUGACCCCCCUCCCCUGCGCUGCUCAUCUGCUGAAACCCUCCUGGAGGGGCUGGGGUACGGAGUCCUGGGCCAGGCCCUGCAGAUGCCCUCAAGGAGCCACAGUCCCAUAGAGGAGCCACAGGGGAGGAGCACCCAGGGAGGGGCUCAGCCCAGCAGGUGGGGAGCAGAGAGCGAGGACAAGCCCACAGGCUAUCGACAGGCACAGGCACCCACAAAAGUCACCCAGCGGCCCACGCUGCCCUUUACGGAGAUUCUCCUAUCUCAGGUUCAAGGGCCUUUGGUCCAGUUCCGAGCACGAACCGCGACGGCGCCCGCGCGGUCCCCGCAGCCUGAGGGUAAUGGGAAGACGGACACCCCUGAGGCUACAAAGCUCCGUGGUUUUGUGGGGCAUUCAGUGGUCCCGAACACCAACACCUGGAACACAGCACUGAUUCCUCAUAGACCUGCUCUUGUUCAAGUAGUUACAGUCGCGGGGGUAGCCUUCAGCAUCGCCCUGUUGUGUGGCAUCGCUAUUUCCUAUAUGAUCUAUCGACUGGCGCAGGCUGAGGAGAGACAACAGCUGGCAUUGCUUUAUAAAAAUAUCAGGGUGCCAUCAGCAGACGAGGAGGACAGCCCCGAGGAUGACAGCCUGGACGAGUCCACGUAUCUGCUUCCCGAGAAUGAGAAGGAACUGGAAAAGUUCAUUCAUUCAGUUAUUAGAUCGAAAAGAAGAAAGCACAUUGAAAAGAAAUUGAAUCAAGAGCAAAAGUUAGUAAAGGAAGUGAAGAUAAAGGAUGCUCUGCACACUUCAGAGAUGGAGAAUAUGUGAAAGCAGAC
Vicugna pacos (alpaca) is the source of this 1103-nucleotide messenger RNA. Lineage: Eukaryota; Metazoa; Chordata; Mammalia; Artiodactyla; Camelidae. The record is from RefSeq and is a predicted model, not a curated record.